Dracunculus medinensis (Guinea worm) is the source of this 990-nucleotide messenger RNA. The record is from the annotation of a GenBank genome assembly. NCBI's taxonomy places the organism in Eukaryota, Metazoa, Nematoda, Chromadorea, Rhabditida, Dracunculidae.
AUGUUAAGGAUUUGCUCUAUUGGUCUUGUUUUUUUGAAUAAAUAUCUUCUAAGCAGUGAAAAUUUACAACUAGAUGCACCACUUUUCAUUACUUGGUUCCAGUGUGUUGUUACAGUUCUACUUUGUUUUGGCUGUUCAUAUAUAUCGAAUCUUUUCCCAGCUUUUCUCAAGUUUCCAUCGAUGUUUUUUGAUUAUAGAAUUUCCAGAGAAGUAUUGCCACUUUCAUUUGUUUUUGUGAUUAUGAUAACAACAAAUAAUCUAUGUUUGAAAUAUGUUGGUGUUUCAUUCUAUUAUGUAGGCAGAUCACUCACAACAGUUUUCAAUGUCGUAUGUUCAUAUUUGAUUCUUGGGCAAAUAACUUCUUGGCGUGCUAUAGCUUGUUGUACUUUCAUUAUCGGUGGUUUUUUACUUGGUGUUGAUCAGGAAGAUUUAUCGGGUUCGUUACCUGUUAUGGGUGUAGUUUAUGGUAUAUUAUCUUCACUUUUCGUUGCUCUUAAUGCAAUUUAUACACAGCGAACAUUGUCUGCGGUUGGUGAUAAUGUUAUUCGUUUAACGAUGUACAACAAUGUGAACGCCGCAAUAAUUUUUCUUCCGAUUAUGAUAUUUAGUGAAGAUUUUGUGAAGAUUUUUUAUUUUCCCCAGUUGACUUCACUAUACUUUUGGUUAUUAAUGCUAAUAUCUGGUGUUUUUGGUUUCAUGAUGAGUUAUGUUACUGCUUGGCAAAUUCAGGUUACAUCACCUCUUACUCAUAAUAUUAGUGCUACAGCAAAGGCAGCUGCCCAAACAGUGAUUGCUAUUAUUUUCUGGAAUGAAGUAAAGCCGAUUCUAUGGUGGCUUAGUAAUUGUAUUGUGCUUAUUGGGUCAGCAACUUAUACGGCAGUAAAGCGUAAAGAAAUGAUUGACUCCUAUGAAUCAAAUGGUAAAUAUAGCAAACAGUCAUCUGAUCGACAACCUAUUCUCCCAACGAAACUUGAAGAGGAAAUUUAUUAA